AUGCUAGAUAUCUCAAUUAUAAUCAGUUUAUUCCUGGCAUUAUGCCAAUCUAUUCUUGAAUGUUCAAAAAAGAGAAACAAUAACAAAGGCAUCGGAACGGCUCGAUCAAUUGCUUCACCAAAAGUUAGCGCAACUUCGCCUCUUUCACCGGCGACAAAACAAGAGCCAUGUUCAACAUUAAUCAAUAAUAAUGAGAAGGAAGAGCAACCUCCAUCACCUAUUGAUUUGAAUCGGGAACAACAAAUCUCACGUGUUGGAGGACUUUCUCACGAAGCGCUUUGUGAAUGGUUUGAAUGUGUGAUGAAAUAUGUUAGUGAUGGGCUGAACUGGAUUUUUUAACGAAAUAUUUUUUUCUGGUAGUUUUCGAUCUGAAAUUGUAGAAAAUUUCGAGUUUAGGAGCUGAAAACUAGCUUCAAAAAUGAUUUUCAUACAAAUCUGAUAGCAUAGGGUUGUGCAGAAGGGUCUAUUCAAAAAUCCUUACUUAUGUUAUUGACCCUGCUGAACAACCCUAUGCUAUAAGAUUUGCAUGAAAAUCAUAUUUGAAGCUAGUUUUCAGCCCCUUUUACACGUCAUAACUCAUUAGUUGAGUUGUUGGACAUCGACUAAAUGACAUUUUCAUGUUUUUCAAGCAAAUGAGCUGAAAUAUUGGGUUCUAAUGUUAUUCAUAUGAUAGAAUGGUCUAAGACGAACAGAAUGAUAUAAAUUUUGAUGACUUUACGUUAUCCAUAAGUGAUUUAGCGGCUUAUCGACUAAACCUCGCUGAAUCACUUAUGGAUAACAUAAAUUCAUCAAAAUUUAUAUCAUUCUGUUCGUCUUAGACUAUUCUAUCAUAUGAAUAACAUUAGAAACCAAUAUUUCAGCUCAAUUACUUGAAAACCCAAUGAGUUCUGCAAUUUCGGAAUAGUGUUAAGCGGAUCGAAAACUACCUAAAAAUCAAGUUCCCUAAGGGAUAAUUCCUGUAGUUUCAAAAUUAUUCAAUUUUUUGCAGUCAAUCGAACGGGAAGUUAUGAGCUUCAAAAACGAGACUAAUUAUGAAAGUAAACGAAAAUGGUUUCAAACAUUCGAUAAAAAUCCAACAUUGAAUCGCUACGAAAGACCAAAAUGUUACGAUUAUUCUCGAAUCAUUCUCAAAAAUCGAAAAAACGAUUAUAUCAAUGCUUCAUGGAUGGUUUAUGAAAAUGAGAAGAAUAUUCUGGCACAAGGUCCGCUUUCAAAUACAAUUUCCGAUUUUUGGGCGAUGAUUUGUCAGGAAAAAGCGGAAUAUAUUGUAAUGUUCUGCUCAUUUAUUGAAAAAAGUGUGGAACAAUGUGCACAAUAUUAUCCAUUGGAAGAGGGAAGAGUCGCAAAAUACGAGGAAUUUGAGGUGAAAAAUGUGCGAAAAGAGAAGGAUCCAGUGAAAGGUGUGGUUUGGACGAUUUUAGAGGUAACUGAUUCAGAAAGCAAAACAACAAGAACAAUCAACCAUGUUUAUGUAUCUUGGUGGCCUGAUAAAACUACACCAGAAGAUGCGAAAUUGACAAUUGAACUAUAUCGCUGGUUAUCAAAGAAAUCUUCAAAAUUCCCAAAAGUUUAUCAUUGCGACAGUGGAGUUGGUAGAUCAGCUUGCUUUUUGGCUAUUGAUAUAUUUCUUAAAAUUCAUCAAUUAUUAUAUGAUGAAAUCGAUAAUUCAAAAACUACCGAUAGAAUCAAUAGUCAUGUUCGAAAUCUGCGAAAUGGUGCGAUCGAUUCACAUCUUUUACAUCUUUUUCUUCUUCUUUGUAUUUUUGAGUAUUGUAAUCAAGAAAAAGCAAAAAUCACUGAAGAAAAAGAAAAAAGCAAAUAUUAUUAUAAAUGGCUUGAUGAUUAUGACAAUUUUGUAGAAGAUUAUCAAAAAUGUCGCCGAAAAUUGAUCAAGGAUCCUUAUUUGUAUUACAGAAACCCGUCUCUUUCGCAAUAA
Molecule: messenger RNA, 1936 nt
Organism: Caenorhabditis angaria
Lineage: Eukaryota; Metazoa; Nematoda; Chromadorea; Rhabditida; Rhabditidae
Source: the annotation of a GenBank genome assembly